AUGAUGUUCGCCACUCCGCCUAAAAAAAACAAGAAGAGCCUCCCGCAAAUUUUGGUCGUUUCAGAUACCGAUGAUGACGAUGAUGACGAAGGAGGAGGUCAUCACAAAAAACCACAGGAGGAGAAUGAAAAAGUUUAUAAUUAUAAACCGUUGCACGACCCGUGCGCCCCGAACGCGUUAGUUUUGGUCACCGCUGAAGAGGCGAGAAAGAAAUUAGACGAUGAGAGUGGUUUUGGUGGGAGGGAGAAAAACAAAGUGCCUUGCGUGGCGGUCGUCAUGGACCCGAACAUUGCGAGAAAGUUACGAAAGCACCAAAAAGAAGGCGUUCGAUGGAUGUAUCGGAAGUUGUUCGGGUUUGAUGAUGAAAAUAAGAAGAACAACAACAACAGCGAGAUUAGCAGCAAUAGGAAUAGUAAUACCAAUAUUAUCGAGAACUCUGGAGUGUUACUCGCGGACGAUAUGGGAUUGGGCAAGACGUUGCAAGUGCUCGCGCUGGCGUGGACGGUGUUGAAACAGACGCCGUUUCCAACGUUGAAGAAACCGUUUAAACGAAUUUUAGUCACUUGUCCAGCGACGUUAGUUGGGAAUUGGGGGAAUGAGAGUAAGAAAUGGAUCGGUAACGUUCGAGCGCAGUGCGUGACUGCGGACGGCGGCGCCGAGAACGUCGAACGGGCGUUUCAGAAAUGGAUCGAGACGAACGAAAACGUGGAAGAGAAACCAAUGCAAUCAUCGUUUGAUAGGUUUCCGAUUUUGAUCGCUUCUUACGAAACUAUGAGGAAAAUGGCUCUCAGAAUACCGAAUCACGCCAGACCAGAUUUAUUGUAUUGCGACGAGGCGCACAGAUUGAAAUCCGAUUCGAAUCAAACCGUAGACGCGUUGAAAGCGGUAAACGCGAAACAUCGCGUGUUGAUGACGGGAACACCGAUUCAGAACAACUUGAUGGAAUUUGCGGCAAUUUUAGACGUCGUGCAACCGCGCGCGAAAGCAAUUUUUGGGUGGAACUCGUUGGAAGAGUUCAAGGAAAUGUACGAGAGACCAAUCAUGGAAGCGAGAGCGAGCGAGGCGAACGCGGAGCAAAAGAAGAGAGGGAAAGAGUUGGAGGCUCAGUUGAGGAAAGUGACGAAAAAAAGAAUCCUGAGGAGGAAAGCAGAGCUCGUAUUGAAAGAGUAUUUGGUGCCGAAAACGGAGUAUUUGAUGUUGUGCAACAUGUCCGGGAAGCAGAAAAGAUGUUACGAAGCUGGCUCAAACUAUUUCAAAAAGAAUACGAACAAGAACAACAACGCGUUGAGUGCGAUUGGCAUUUUGAGGCAGUGCGCGAAUUCUGCAAAACACUGUUUAGAUGCCAUCGGUCGAUCAACCGUGCUCGAUAAGACGUUUUCGAAUACCAUUCGCGAUGCAGCAGAGAAGAAAGAAGAAGAAGACGACGAAGGAGAAGAAGAAUGUAGCGGCAAAUUAAGCGCUCUUUGUUUGCUUUUGCAAUCUUUGAAAGGUAUAAACGAGAAAAAUAGAAGCGUAAACAAUGGCAAUUACCAGCGCGUAGUGAUUGUUUCUGGGUAUUCCGAUCAGUUAGACGACGCCGAUAAGCUGUGCAAGCGCGAAGGAUUAACGACGACUAGAUUGGACGGUUCCGUUGACAAGGACAAGCGUUCCGAGAUGGUUCGAAAUUUCAACACCGGCAACGUAGAUGUCAUGUUACUUUCCGUCCGCGCCGGCGGCGCUGGUUUGAACUUGAUUGGUGCAAAUUGUUUGAUAUUGAUGGAUGCGAGUUGGAACCCCGCAGACGAUAGACAAGCUAUGGCGAGAGUAUGGCGAGACGGACAACAGAAACCGGUGUUUGUGUAUCGAUUGGCGAGUUUAGGAACCGUGGAAGAACGCGUAUUGUUGAGACAACUUGGGAAGGAAUCACUGUUGAUGGAGGAAAAAAAAGAACGAGAAGAAAAAGAAGAAGAGGAAGAAGAAGAAGAAGAAGAGUUUAGUUUAGAAAAGGAGGAAGUUGGAAAACUCGUGGAGUUUAAAAGAAACGGCCACAACGAGGAGUGGAAAGAUGUGCGAUCGAGGAAACAAAAGCACGAAGCGUUGAUUACGAACUCUUUGGCGUUGAUGGAUUGCCAAAGUGAAGCGCGUCUCGUUCAGUGCGUCGUAAAAGCGAGUUGUACCGUACAUGAUGAUGAUGAUACUGAUGAUGAUGAUACUGAUGAUGGUGAACGCGAAGGAGAGAAUGUUGAAAAGAAGAAGAAGAAGAAGAAGAAGAAUAACUUUUACGUUCCACCGAAAAAAGAAACCACUGGGAACUCCGCGGCGACCAAACGCGUCGCGUUCGAAGACUUGAUGAGAGCGACAACGGCGACGGUAAAAAAGAAGAAGAAUAGUACUUGUAGAUGA
Molecule: messenger RNA, 2382 nt
Organism: Bathycoccus prasinos
Lineage: Eukaryota; Viridiplantae; Chlorophyta; Mamiellophyceae; Mamiellales; Bathycoccaceae
Product: Snf2 family protein
Exons: 1
Coding region: 1-2382 (793 amino acids)
Biological process (GO): reciprocal meiotic recombination; double-strand break repair via homologous recombination
Cellular component (GO): nucleus
Molecular function (GO): DNA translocase activity; ATP binding; ATP-dependent chromatin remodeler activity
Source: RefSeq, a predicted model, not a curated record